Molecule: messenger RNA, 312 nt
Organism: Thelazia callipaeda (thelaziosis nematode)
Lineage: Eukaryota; Metazoa; Nematoda; Chromadorea; Rhabditida; Thelaziidae
Source: the annotation of a GenBank genome assembly
AUGUCAGGACGUGGUAAAGGAGGUAAAGGCCUAGGGAAGGGGGGUGCGAAGCGUCAUCGCAAGGUAUUGCGAGAUAAUAUUCAAGGGAUUACAAAGCCAGCUAUACGACGCUUGGCUAGGCGUGGGGGUGUUAAGCGUAUUUCCGGUUUAAUAUAUGACGAGACCAGAGGUGUGCUCAGAAUAUUCUUGGAAAAUGUCAUUCGUGAUGCAGUAACUUAUUGUGAGCAUGCCAAAAGAAAGACAGUAACUGCUAUGGAUGUGGUCUACGCUUUGAAACGUCAGGGGCGUACUAUUUAUGGAUUUGGUGGAUAA